AGACCGCCUGCUCUGUAGAGUCACAGUAUUCUCAGUCCUUACUGUUUGUUACUCUAUUUCUCUUUGCAAUUUUAUAUUUGCCUUUUAUUACUUAUCAGUACUGUUGUUUAUCCCUACGUCCUUCGUAUUCUGUCCAUAUCUCGUUCUUGUCUCAAGCGCUGAGAGCAUGCUCCUCCAUGAACGUGGUCAUGCGUUAUAUAAAUGACGCGUUAAUUAUAAUUAUUUAAUAUAUCAGUAAUUCACGCACGCGCUGACCUACACACGAUGUGUGCACAUCCACCCACGCCGUUCCCCUCCCCAUCGCCACACACGCAUAAAAUUAUAAGCAACACACACAAACCGGAGAGAGAGAGAGGGGGCGGGCUUCAUUUGUCUUUCGGGUGCCAAACAGACGCCUUCUUCUCCCUAGGUGCGCUGUCACAUCCGGUAAAAGAAUAAGCUCGCGAAAGCAAGGUGCACCUCGCGGGCACUGAAGUACGUAAUAGAUGCUGACAUGCUGCGUGCGUUGCUCGAAGAGUCAGUGACACCAACAAACUAGACUUCGCCGCGAUCGGUAACCGUAGUUAUCUUUCUUUGUCGAUCGCCGGGUGAAGACCGGGAAAGUUCUCUCUUCACACAAGUAAUUGGGCUCGCGCAAGUACAGAGACUUAAGAUGAUCUAGGAAGGAGACUGCAGAGAACUCUUUGCGUACUAUUUGACUUCCUAUUUGCUGUAUGAUGAAUAUGGGGAUAUUGUUCGAUUCGCUAAAAGAUGAGUCUGUGUUGGGCUUAAUACACCGUGAUGCCAGCAUGACAACACCGUCUUCAGGUGCUCAGGCGAAUUGCUCGGAAAGCUUAAAAGGUCAAUGGGCUCAAAAAUAAUCUUCUAUUAGAAGCCAGAAAAAGUCUUUACGAAAAAUAAAGGCUUGUUUUACACGAAAGCUGAGGAAGAGGCUCAAGGGAAAAAAAAUAUCGUUGGAUAAGUGUGUGUGAUGCCUAUGAAGAAGCAAUUAAUACUUAUGAUAGGACGUGCGUUUGUUCCCUCAAGACGUGAAAAUCAAAGCGCAUUUGUAGAGAAAGAGAGAGUGAGAGUGAACGAGAAAUAGACGAAAAAGGAAUAGUUACUGUCGUCUAAAGAUACUACGAUAGAAUCUCUAUCCUUUCAUAUGCAGAAGAGCUCAGUCGCUAGAUUUUGAGACAUAGGAGUCGUGGUUAGUAUAGUGUUAACUCCAGUAGGGAAUUUGUGGUAGUGAAGUACAGUAUUCUAUUCAAGCUGGUCACUGAGACGAUAAUACUACUGACUUGUAUGUGUGAGAAAGAGAAAGGCGGUGGCUCCUGGAAAGGCUAAGCAUGGAUUUCAGUCAUGGACGACACAGCAACGGCAGCAGCACGAACAGCAGCAGCAGCAGCAUUGGCAGCGGUGGAGGCGGCAGGGAAAUCAACAUUGCUGUGCUAGGAUCUAAAGGUGUUGGAAAAUCAGCAAUCAUUGUUCGGUACCUCACGCGGCGUUUCAUAGGAGACUAUGAUCCAGAGAUGGACGCCAUUUUUACGCAUUCGGCGGUGGUUGACGGUAAGCAGGUCGUGCUGCACAUCAUGGACAGCGCCUGGCAUUCCUCCGCGAGAGAACUGCGACAUGAUCCAGUUACGUGGGCCGAUGGAUUCCUCCUGGUCUUCUCCGUCACGGAUCCGGACAGCUGGUCCUGCGCACAGGAGCUCGUCACACACCUGCGACUCUCGCGCGGCGACGAGCGCCUGCCCAUAGCACUGGCGGCCAACAAGUGCGACCUCAUCCACCUGCGACGCGUCACCGGCAACGAGUGCGCGCCGUGGGCAGCGGAACAUGGCUGCGGCUACCGCGAGGUGUCGGCCAGCGAGGACCCGGACAGCGUUGAGGAGGUCUUCGCCUCGCUGUGCCGCCAGGUGCGCACCGUGCACCGCAAGCGCGAGAAGCUGUCAUGGAUCAUGCAGCGGCCUGCCGUGGCUGCCAAGCUCCAGAUCCGCCAGAGUCUGCGCAACCUGGCUGAGAAGAAGUGGCGCUCCAGGACCUCCACCUUCUGAGACAAAGUGGGGUGGGUGGGGUGGGGACAGAAAAAUAUGGCGCUCGCAGGACAGAAUGUUGUCGACAGUUGGCGUUUCUUUGCCCGGGUUGUGCGAAUGCUUGAUGGCACUAAUUGGGUUAAUAUCACUCAGCUCUGUAAGCCGAUGACACAUACAGAGAAAGAACAGCGUGCUCGAGACGAGAUCUGAACCCAGGACAGUCGACCUUCGCUGUUUUGGUGACAGGCGCUAGCCGUUACCCCACCAGACCACCCUACGUUUACCAGGAAAGGGCUUGCGUGUGUGGUUGCUGUCACUGAACAUCGAUGACUACUGUCUGAGAUUAUGUUGAUGAUAAAGAAGAUCUGAUCAAGGUCAUGUUGACUCUUGAAGGCAGCUGAUGUGGAUUGUGUUAGCUCUAUUGUUAACAGCUUGCCAAGACUGUAUUAUGAUAACAGUAGGGAAGGUUUCCGUUUGUAAUCGAUGGCAGUUGGGAAGGUUUAUGCCUACGAUUGCUACGAUUUGUGCUGACUGCCAAAGCUGGGAUUGUUAAAGGAUGGGAGAGGAGGGGGCAGAAGCAAUUGUGCGAGUCUGUCCCUGACAUUUGGGUGGCCUACAAACAGCUUUGCGCUCUCCUUUCUUUGUGGGAGGACCUCCCAGAAGACCUCAAAAACCUGUUUACUUCAUUGCUUAGAUGCGCCUCCUACAAGAACGCGUGGCAGUGGCAAGUUCAGGAUGGUGGUGGUAUUAUGACGAUCACGAGAAUGGUUGCCAGGUAGGGCCUGGAUUUAAACAGUCUGGGCAAAAUCAGCCGACUGCCAGUCAAAGCACCACCUUUCUCAUUUUCGUAUUCCCCUCAGACUCGCCGAACAACAGCGGAUUAGAAACUAUGAUCGCUUCUCUUUCCUGAAUUUACACUAUGUGUUGUGUUUAUUAUUAUUGUACUUUAUUAUUUUGUUAAUGACAUACGUCUUUGACAAGCUCAAGCUGUGCGCGAGGUCAGCUCCUUUGAGGAAUGUGUGGCUUACGCGGAGAAAAAAAUAUGGUCAUAUUUUGCCUCGUUUGAAGUUUUAUUUACAUGUUUUCAUGUUUCUGAUUUUGGUUCGUUGCAAGGUUAUGAUUCUUGGUUCUUAAAAAAAAAACGCCCAUUACCACAGAGCCUGUCCAUACCCAUCAUUGCGUAUUACGCACGCGUCGUAAUUUCAAAUAUACGCAUGACUUAAAUCAUAAGCAUGUGGGAGGAGAUACGAGCUCACUACAUACUCGAAACAUCAAAUGCUAGAGUUAAAAACAGUUUUUCACUCAACACAUUGACACCUCCAUUACCGAACACAUUUUCUAAAAUGGCUUUAUCUAUAUAAAAAAAAAAAUUAUAAAAUGUCUGAUCCCCAGCCUACCUGUAAUUUUACCAGAAAGACGAUUGGGUCGUAAGUACUACUUUCUUUCGUCGUUGCUUUUACUGAGUGUAUAAUGAUAUUGCUGGCUUAGUUACAGAAAUUUAGGGAACCCAUGAACUGUUUAUAAUUUGUCUUCAAGACAAUGACCAGUAAAAGACAAUAGCCAGAGUCAAUAAGAGUCAACAGCCAGUUUAAUCAGUUUAAAAAUUUAACAACUUCCAUCACUGUUCGAGUCUUCUAAAUACAAUGUCCUUAAACGUCGAAUCAAAAGGCAUUCACACGACAAAGCUGAAAGUGACAAUAAAUAAAAGCUCAGUCCUAUAUAAUCCACAGCCCUGCUCCCUCUCAUUUUACAAUAGGAAGAGGAGAGUAAGAGAUGUGCUAGUAAAAUGUUAAACAUUUGUGGAAUUUGCAGACUGGUCUUUACACUGCCCGCCAUUCAACAGCAAACUGUCACAUGUAGUCAAAAGGCUUCUGUUUGUCUUUAUUGUACUUACACAGGCUCGCAACAACCACCUUUGACAUCGGUCUCGCAACAAAACGCUCAUCCCGCAUAGCAAGAAAACAACUCAUGUCACUGUCAGAAGUGUAAUGUCAGAGUUCCAUCAUCCACUUAUUUCAUUGCAGGCCGGCAAUUCCAGAACUCCAUCAUCAAAACACUUACCUCAAGAUCACUAUUGUUGCCACCGACACAAGUACUUCAGUGAGGCAGAACACGAGCCUCCAAAAAUAGCCUAACUUAUCGCAAGGAAACGAGCGUUGAAUCAUCACACCAAAACUUUUUUUAACCUUGGUUCUUUUCAGAGGAGCUUCACACAGAGCCAGCACGUGCAUGCAAUUCAGAUCAUCUAUUGUCUCUAGGAUCUGACAGCAUUUUCUUCAAAGCCCCAGGCCAAUAUUUUACCGGAAAAUGAAUGAGCAUGCAUUUGGUUUUUGUUGAUGUAUGUACUUUGUCAGACUGUCUUGGGAUGGCUUUGGCAAUGGAGCUGUGAGCGAUAGACGAUUUACCAAGAUAAGUAUGUCAGUGCUUUGACAGCCCUCCAUAAGUUUUCUCUUUGCUCAUCUAUAUACAAUGUCUCCAGUCUACUGCUAUUUCUAAAACAGCUCACAACUGGGGCUUUCCUUGAGCUCACCGGUGUGAUUCCACAUGGCUAUGGUCAUGGCAUUCAUACUCAGAGUUGUGUACAAUACCUCCGCUAAACUGGUUUCAGGUAAUCCGGUACAUGGUACCACCACUAACUUGGCACUGGGUAAUUGGUGGAUACACACACCGCCAUUCAAACGGUAGUACGAAACCCACUUUACAAUUCCGUCGCUAAAUCUCUGUUGACCACAGUAAGAUAUAACUCUCACAAAACUCUUUCCGUGAUCUUAUAAGUAAUGCCACCAUAUUACUCGCUUUUAAGCCGACUUUGCCACAAAAUUGCAAAAACGAAUUACCGGGUUGUGUUCAUUACAAAAUGUCCUAAAUCCUCCUCCUUCCCCUUUCUCGAGAUAAAAGCCAUCAAACAAAUACAGAAAGAUGUCAAAUCUCCAUGGAAACGCUUAAUUAAUCCCAGUUUGCCCUUUGGUAAAAUGUAUGUAAAGGUGUCAGGUACCCAUUCCAGACAGUUGGGUCGACUGGGAGAAGUCUGCCACGCGGGUACCGAGCUGGCGCACUUCAUUAUUCGAACGCCAGUCCUCUAAUAGUCUAAUUACUCGGCUUCUCCUCUUGGACUUUUAAUUAUCACCGCACUUUUCUGAUGCAUUUCUAUCUCUUGAUCUGGUUCUCAUUAUUCAUAACUAUGUUUACAUUUUUUAACUAUAGAAGAAUCGGUUUCCACUGGUCACGCCAUGUUGAGGCCCGUUAACUCGGGGGUUCAAAACGUGCACAAGCUGACUGAGCUAAAAAUCAAAAUAUGCACAAUGCACUCUUAAAUUCACAUCUUUUUUAUUUUGCACUUGUCCAGUUAACUAUUUGAAAACAACUCGCUUCACUGCGAAUUUUUCUGGCAUGCUGAGUCGCGGUUUAAGCAAGUCUAUUCACAGCAAACCUUGGCGAAAGCUUUGGACAAUUAACAUGACCCCCAUUCUCCAUUAUCUCUGUUAAAUGGACAACGUUUCAUGUAAGCCUAUAAACCUUUCCGGAGCUCAUCAGCUCAUCUGAUGGCUUGAGCCAAAUUAAGAACCAGAAGUGCUUGCGAUACACCAGCCCAUAAAUUUUAAAUUCUUUCGCCAGGCUAUCAAAAUGCCGAGAGUUCCCCAGCCCCUGGAUUAAAUAACCCGGGUACAACUUUCAAAGAACAGCAAAGAUGUCCAAGAUGCCAAACCGACAUUUAUGGAAUGGUUCCAAGGACGCUUGGCUAUAAGCAGUCAGCUCAUGCAAGUAAUUUUUUAAGAUCUUUGGAGACUUGAUGGAGGUUUAAUUAACGACAUACUGACGUCAUCGAGGAUCUAAACAAAGACAAGGAGCUGCCGGCCAGGAGUGGAUGUCGAGAAGAUGGUGCUCAGCACACUUCUAGGCGCUGCAUGGGCCCAGCUGCGCAACACGUCGCUAAGAUAAAUGGCCUGCAGAACCGUCGUUAGUAGGGUGGCUAAUGACAAGCAGCCAGAUUAAGUCCUUAUCUGUUUUUAACAUUUUAGUUGACUGAUUCGCGUGGAAUAGCCAGUUGGUGCCUAGCGCCUCGCCCUAGUCCAGCACUGCAACGUUGAGCGUCGAGAGAUGGAGGCGUGUCAUGAGAGGUUUCCUCCCCUGAUUUGAGAAGCGGAUCGAGACUUUCAUCAUAAACAAUUAUACCUCGCUAGUCCUUGGUUUAAUCCUAAUUACAGACUCAUUCUUCGAAGCCUAAAUUUAUACUUCCUCUUGGAAUAACUUAAGGAGAGCUAACGAUACAGUGACACAGGUUGCUAAAGACAUGUGAAAUAAAAUAACCCUAACACUAACCCAACCCGAACUACAUUUCCCGUUUGAUAAAAGUGUUACCGUAUCGAGUCCUCCAAGAGAUGUAUCUCUCUAGAUUGGUGUUUUACACGGAGCCAGCAACUAUCGCUAUAACACUGUAAGGCAGCCAGGCCUCUAGACCAGUGGUUCUUAACCGGGGUUCUAUCGAACCCUAGGGGUUCGGUGAGUCGGUCUCAGGGGUUCGGCGGAGCCUCCGCCACGGAGGUCAAGACACACCCGCAAUUCGUGAUGAAACUAAAGAAGGGUUCGGUAAAUGUGCGUAUGAAUCUUGUGGGUUCGGUGCCUCAAACAAGGUUAAGAACCACUGCCCUAGAUUGUUACCACAACCUGCUAAAACCGAAAUUAGACCCGAAUGACUUCACCUCUCUAGGCGUCCUUCCUCUGAAAGACAGACUUAA
This is a messenger RNA of Pomacea canaliculata, 6751 nucleotides long. RefSeq names its product ras-related and estrogen-regulated growth inhibitor-like. The transcript has 4 exons. Lineage: Eukaryota; Metazoa; Mollusca; Gastropoda; Architaenioglossa; Ampullariidae. Bases 1329 to 2036 code for a protein of 235 amino acids. The record is from RefSeq and is a predicted model, not a curated record. Gene Ontology annotation, molecular function: GTPase activity; GTP binding.